AUGGACGGCAGCGGCGGCCGCGGCCGCGUCCGGCUGAAGGCGCACUACGGCAGGGACAUCCUGAUUACCAGCGUGGACCCUGCGACGAGCUUUGAGGAGCUCUGCGCGGAAGUGAGAGACAUGUGCAGCCUGCACCAGCAGCACCCGCUCACCCUCAAGUGGGUGGACAGCGAAGGUGACCCCUGCACUGUGUCCUCCCAGAUGGAACUGGAGGAGGCCUUCCGUCUGGCCUGUCAGCGCAGGGACGAAGGGCUCGUCAUUCACGUUUUCCCGAGCAUCCCCGAGCAGCCAGGCAUGCCGUGUCCAGGGGAAGACAAAUCCAUCUACCGCCGUGGAGCCAGAAGAUGGAGGAAGCUGUACCGCGCCAACGGCCACCUCUUCCAAGCCAAGCGCUUUAACAGGAGAGCGUACUGCGGCCAGUGCAGCGAGAGGAUAUGGGGCCUGGCCAGGCAGGGCUACAGGUGCAUCAACUGCAAACUGCUGGUCCAUAAGCGCUGCCACGUCCUCGUCCCGCUGACCUGCAGAAGGCAUAUGGAUUCUGUCAUGCCUUCCCAAGAACCUCCGGUAGACGGCAAAAAUGACGACAUGGACCUUCCUUCCGAGGACACUGAUGGAAUUGCUUAUAUCUCUUCCACCCGGAAGCAUGACAACAUUAAAGAUGAUUCUGAGGACCUUAAGCCGGUUAUCGAUGGCAUAGACGGCAUCAAAAUCUCUCAGGGGCUCGGGCUGCAGGACUUCGACCUGGUCAGGGUCAUCGGGCGUGGGAGCUACGCCAAGGUCCUCCUGGUGCGGCUGAAGAAGAACGACCAGGUCUACGCCAUGAAGGUGGUGAAGAAGGAGCUGGUGCAUGACGACGAGGACGUCGACUGGGUACAGACCGAGAAGCACGUGUUUGAGCAGGCAUCCAGCAGCCCUUUCCUGGUCGGCCUACACUCCUGCUUCCAGACGACAAGUCGGUUGUUCCUGGUGAUAGAGUAUGUCAGCGGGGGGGACCUCAUGUUCCACAUGCAGAGACAGAGGAAGCUCCCGGAGGAGCAUGCCAGGUUCUAUGCUGCUGAGAUUUGCAUCGCUCUCAACUUCUUGCACGAGAGAGGGAUUAUUUACCGGGACCUGAAGCUGGACAAUGUCCUCCUCGACGCAGACGGACACAUCAAGCUGACGGACUAUGGCAUGUGCAAGGAAGGCCUGGGCCCUGGGGACACAACGAGCACUUUCUGUGGAACCCCGAACUACAUUGCCCCGGAAAUCCUGCGCGGAGAGGAGUACGGGUUCAGCGUGGACUGGUGGGCGCUGGGCGUCCUCAUGUUUGAGAUGAUGGCUGGCCGCUCGCCCUUCGACAUCAUCACCGACAACCCCGACAUGAACACCGAGGACCACCUUUUCCAAGUUAUCCUGGAGAAGCCGAUCCGGAUCCCCCGGUUCCUCUCCGUCAAAGCCUCCCAUGUCUUAAAAGGAUUUUUAAACAAGGACCCCAAAGAGAGGCUCGGCUGUCGGCCACAGACUGGAUUUUCCGAUAUCAAGUCUCACGCAUUCUUCCGCAGCAUAGACUGGGACCUGUUGGAGAAGAAGCAGGCCCUCCCUCCGUUUCAGCCGCAGAUAACGGACGACUACGGUCUGGACAACUUCGACACGCAGUUCACCAGCGAGCCCGUGCAGCUGACCCCAGACGACGAGGACGUCAUUAAGAGAAUCGACCAGUCUGAGUUCGAAGGCUUCGAGUACAUCAACCCAUUACUGCUGUCCACCGAGGAGUCUGUGUGA
Messenger RNA from Cynocephalus volans (Philippine flying lemur), 1761 nucleotides. It is a transcript of the gene PRKCZ, whose product is annotated as protein kinase C zeta. Lineage: Eukaryota; Metazoa; Chordata; Mammalia; Dermoptera; Cynocephalidae. Gene Ontology annotation, biological process: protein phosphorylation. The transcript has 18 exons. Gene Ontology annotation, molecular function: ATP binding; protein serine/threonine kinase activity; protein binding. Gene Ontology annotation, cellular component: cytoplasm; nucleus. The coding region runs from base 1 to 1761 and encodes 586 amino acids. The record is from RefSeq and is a predicted model, not a curated record.